Messenger RNA from Culicoides brevitarsis, 981 nucleotides. Its product is annotated as GATA zinc finger domain-containing protein 16-like. The record is from RefSeq and is a predicted model, not a curated record. NCBI's taxonomy places the organism in Eukaryota, Metazoa, Arthropoda, Insecta, Diptera, Ceratopogonidae. The transcript has a single exon. The coding region runs from base 1 to 981 and encodes 326 amino acids.
AUGCAUCACAAUCACCAUCCGCUGCUCGAUGAUGAGAGUAUCCGUAAUUUGCCGCCAUUGCAUCAACGUCAUCUCGCAGCUGCUGUAAAUGCCGCAUCUGCAGCAGGUACUUCGAUGCCUGGCAGCAAUAUUACGGGCGCCGAACAACUCUACAGCAAUUUGUAUGGCAAGGAAAUUGGCAUGAUGCGUAAAAUGGUGAAUGCGGGAGGUUCCAUGGAUGAUACAGCAUCGAGUUUCGCUCGAACUGCUGGCCCGCAAAAUACGACAAUGAUAAGCCAUCCGCAAACGCCACACAAUCAUCAUGCUCAUAACAAUUUACCACCGAAUAUGAUACCAGAAAACAUGAUCUACAAUCCGAAAUUUGCACAGCAGCAGCAACAACAACCGCAGCAUGGGCAUCCAUCCCAUCCGCAGGGAGGCUUCAAUUUUCAUCCUCCCGGAAUGAGCGAUUCGCAUCUUCACAAAAUGGAAGGCUUGUUGAAACCAUGCUACGAUACCGGAAACAAUGGUCACUUUGCUGGCUUCAAUAAUAGCAGUAACAAUAGUAAUAACAAUCAUUUCCCUCCCUCUUCGAAUCAUCAUCAUCAUCAUCUUGCGUCGCAGCAACAGCAUUAUCCAAAUAGUAAUAAUAAUGGUAACUCAUCAAAUAAUUUAGUUGAAUCUCCUCACUUUGUAAAUAACAACUUUUCCUCCAACACGAGUAAUAAUAAUAAUAACAAUAACAGCAGCAUCAAUAAGAAUAAUCUUAAUGCUAACGGACUCCCGGAAAAUGCUCUCAUUAAGCAGGAAAAUCAUGACGAUUUUCAUAAUUUUACGAAACAAAACGUGAAAAACGAACCAAAUGACUUCAAUAGCUUAGGUUACGCAUCUGGCAUUAACAAUAAUGGCAACAAGACAAAAGAAGAGCUAAAUGACUUGCACAACGACGAUAGUAUUGAUAAGCUAUCCGCUCUCAACAAUGAUAACGAUCGUAGUCCGUAA